AAAAAACAGAACGACGGUGUUGACAUAUUUGACUUAUUUCUAAUAUUAUUAAUAAAAUAAGCGGCUAUAAUAGAAUAAGAAAUCUUUGUAAAUUUAAAUAAGACUAUUUCAUUGAUUAGUUUACGCCUGUUUAUAUACAGGAUGUCAAGGCAAACUGUACCAAAAAUUUGCGUCCAAUUUAUCUCAGAUCAAUAGCAUUAAAAUUUCACUUGAUUUACAAUCAUCCUUUAUCAGCUGCGCGCCGUUAUCUUAUCAGCCGCAGUGACAUAGUUGGAAAGAAAAUGGCCAGGUUUAGGCGUUUUUGGGGUUUCUGAACAUCGCUGAUAGUUUUAGAACAUGCGAAAAUGUCCCAGAAUCGACGCAAGAAAAGCACAACCUCGUCCACCAGUAGGCUGAUCCGCAUCACCGUAGUGGGCGAUGGAGACACAGGAAAAACUUGCCUACUGAUUGUCUACAAGGAUAAAAAAUUCGACGAUCGCUACAUCCCGACUAUCUUUGACGAAUACUCGAUGACCAUCCCGAUCAACUACGAGCCCUACACAAUCGUUCUAUCGGACACUGCCGGGCAGGAAGAGUUCGAUAAGCUCAGAAGACUGGCCUAUAGAUUUGCGGACGCCUUCCUGGUGUGCUAUUCCAUAGCGGAGCGCAACUCGUUUGAAAAUAUCUCCCUCUUGUGGGCCCCUGAGCUCAAAAAAUGCCGCUCGCAAGCCCAUAUAAUCCUCGUUGCAACGAAGAUCGACCUGCUGGCCGAAAGGAAAGUGACGACUGAAGAGGGCGAAGCUCUGGCCAAGGACAUCGGGGCGGCGGGUUUCAUUGAGACUUCUGCGAAAAACCAAUGGAACAUCGAUGCGGCCUUCCAAAUGGCGCUGAUGGCUGUUUUGGCCGGGCGGAGCCAACAGCGGCCAUCCAAGUCUAUUUGUCAGCUGUUAUGAUAUUAUUAGAAAUGUUCCAUUAAACCUAUUUAUUUUCUA
Dendroctonus ponderosae (mountain pine beetle) is the source of this 971-nucleotide messenger RNA. Its product is annotated as ras-like GTP-binding protein RhoL. The transcript is spliced from 5 exons. The record is from RefSeq and is a predicted model, not a curated record. Gene Ontology annotation, biological process: small GTPase-mediated signal transduction. Lineage: Eukaryota; Metazoa; Arthropoda; Insecta; Coleoptera; Curculionidae. Gene Ontology annotation, molecular function: GTP binding; GTPase activity. Bases 345 to 932 code for a protein of 195 amino acids.